GGGGCGGGGCGCGCGACUGCAGCGGGCGGCGAUGGCGGCGGACGGGGACUGGCAGGAUUUCUAUGAGUUCCAGGAGCCGUCCGGGACCCUCCACGACCAGGAGAACUGUAACGCGAGCCCUGAGGCCGGGGCAGGGCCCGGAGGGGCAGGCGACGGCUUUGCGGCGCUGGCCCGCAGCUUGGAGGAGAAGCUGAGCCUCUGUUUCCGCCCCUCGGGUCUGGGCGCCGAGCCCCCGAGAGCGGUCGUGCGGCCCAUCACCGAGGGCAGCCUGCUCCAGGGGGACGAGAUUUGGAAUGCCCUGACAGAUAAUUACGGAAAUGUAAUGCCUGUGGACUGGAAGUCAUCCCACACCAGGACCUUGCACUUGCUCACUCUGAACCUCUCGGAAAAAGAGGUAAGUGACAGCUUGCUCUUUGAUACAUCAGACGAGGAGGAGUUGAGAGAACAGCUGGACAUGCAUUCAAUCAUCGUCUCCUGUGUGAAUGAGGAGCCCCUCUUCACUGCAGAUCAGGUCAUUGAAGAAAUUGAAGAAAUGAUGCAGGAAUCACCUGACCCGGAUGAUGAUGAAACGCCCACACAGUCAGAUCGGCUUUCGAUGCUUUCCCAGGAAAUUCAAACUCUUAAGAGGUCUAGUACAAGCAGUUAUGAAGAGAGAGUAAAAAGGCUCUCAGUAUCUGAAUUAAAUGAACUCCUGGAAGAAAUCGAGACUGCCAUUAAGGAAUACUCUGAAGAGCUGGUGCAGCAGUUGGCUUUGCGAGAUGAACUAGAGUUUGAAAAGGAAGUGAAAAACAGCUUUAUUUCUAUUCUCAUUGAAGUGCAAAACAAACAGAAAGAGCACAAAGAAACCGCCAAAAAAAAAAAGAAACUCAGGAAUGGCAGCUCUCAGAAUGGGAAGAGCGAGAGAAGUCAUAUGCCGGGCACACGCUUCAGCAUGGAAGGGAUCUCAAAUGUCAUUCAGAAUGGCCUCCGCCACACCUUUGGAAAUUCAGGUGGAGAGAAACAGUACUUGACAACAGUUAUUCCUUAUGAGAAAAAAAGUGGACCACCAUCUGUUGAAGAUCUUCAAAUAUUAACAAAAAUUCUUCGUGCCAUGAAAGACGACAGUGAAAAAGUUCCGAGCUUGUUAACUGAUUAUAUACUGAAAGUUCUGUGCCCCACAUAGGGCAGCGUCACUUCAGGAGCAGUUCUGUCUUCCGUGGACUACAAGCUAGAUUUCCCACAGCAUUCCUCUGAACGCUGGCUACGUCGCCUUCCUGCUAUCGGGAACUCAGCACACUUGAACUUGGGUUUGUGAUUCAGUAUUAAUAGAUCAUGCCUUCACUAAUUCUUUUAUUACAGACCAAGAGGACUAUUUUGAAAUCGAGGGAUUUUUUUUGUUAAAUACUAACACUUUUGGACUCUUCUCCAACUCUGUAGAGUAAGGAGGUGUGGUAUUAAUUAUGCAUGUGCAGUUAUAUUUUUCAUGAACUGACAGUAUGCCUACUUCAGUUCUUACGGCUUUCUGGAUCUCAACUGCAUUGAAGAACUGGACUAAACAUAGCUAUUCCCCAGUGAUGGCAGAAACCAACACUGAUUUUUAUGAGCAUUGUCACUAUAAAUAUCACCUACCAGUAUUGUCCAGAGAGACCGACACUUAAGCUUAGGCUGUUCCCAGAGGUGGUGAAACCAGAAUACGUGUCGUCUGGGCUGGACAGUUGUGAGUGUGGAGACUGGCGGCCGCUCGUUCUGCCACCGAUCGUGUUUUAACCUGAGGUUGCCAUGUAAUUUCAGAAUCUUGUGUCGUUUAACUUAAAACGUUUGUUCUGUCUCAUGUAUCUGUGGAGAAGUGCCCUUUCAAAGGAGUUUAUAUCCUUAAGGUGCUUAGCAACUGUACGCGGCAGCGCUGCCCACUCCCCGUGACCGUGUUGCCCUUUCCGCACGCCCACGCUUUCCUGACGUGCUGAUUCUAGAAGCAGCCGCUCACGGGUCCAUCACUUGUCGUGAAACAGGCCUGCUGUUUCUGGUCAAGUCCAUGUCCUUUAAUAAACGUUGACAUGUGAUGUGUGCUU
Phyllostomus hastatus (greater spear-nosed bat) is the source of this 2048-nucleotide messenger RNA. It is a transcript of the gene FEZ2, whose product is annotated as fasciculation and elongation protein zeta 2. The coding region runs from base 32 to 1162 and encodes 376 amino acids. Gene Ontology annotation, cellular component: axon; cytoplasm. The transcript has 9 exons. The record is from RefSeq and is a predicted model, not a curated record. Lineage: Eukaryota; Metazoa; Chordata; Mammalia; Chiroptera; Phyllostomidae.